AUGGCAGGACGAUCCUCUGAUGUCAAAGAAGAGAUAGAAAUGACCAUUCUUGACGAUCUGGGGACUGGAAGCCUCAAGCAAAGCCAAGAGCAACUGUUGAUGCAAGAAAUGAUGGAGCCUGAACCUCAUCAACUUGGAGGGGCCCGGAGGCAUUCAAGGAUGGAAACAAAGCCUGCUGGAUUUGGACCACUUUGGAAUGUGACUGGCCCCUGGCCUAAGAAAGAGAUGCAAGUGAUCACUGUGCGGCUGCGUGCCCUUGAGGAACAGAGUACUGCCUGGCACCACCAUAAGGAGGCUGCACUCUUCGCUGUGCUGCUGUUGGUCUUCGUAGCCAGCCUGUGGCUAUGGAUUCACCAGUGA
Messenger RNA from Nannospalax galili (Upper Galilee mountains blind mole rat), 360 nucleotides. RefSeq names its product fetal and adult testis-expressed transcript protein homolog. Gene Ontology annotation, molecular function: ubiquitin protein ligase binding. The record is from RefSeq and is a predicted model, not a curated record. Gene Ontology annotation, cellular component: endoplasmic reticulum; mitochondrial outer membrane; mitochondria-associated endoplasmic reticulum membrane contact site. The transcript is spliced from 3 exons. Gene Ontology annotation, biological process: negative regulation of apoptotic process; negative regulation of mitochondrial calcium ion concentration. NCBI's taxonomy places the organism in Eukaryota, Metazoa, Chordata, Mammalia, Rodentia, Spalacidae. The coding region runs from base 1 to 360 and encodes 119 amino acids.